This is a messenger RNA of Xenopus laevis (African clawed frog), 2331 nucleotides long. Its product is annotated as E3 ubiquitin-protein ligase TRIM7-like. The transcript has a single exon. The coding region runs from base 111 to 1682 and encodes 523 amino acids. The record is from RefSeq and is a predicted model, not a curated record. Lineage: Eukaryota; Metazoa; Chordata; Amphibia; Anura; Pipidae.
AAUUUUACUGAGCUUGUAUCCAGAACUGAGAGGGUUAACUCCCAGGAGUACAAAGUGCUGUUUGUCUUUCAGUUUCGUUUCUUGUUCAGUUGCUGUUCCUGCUCUCAGUGAUGGCGGCUGCUGAUCUGAGAGACGAGCUGAGCUGCUCCAUCUGCCUGAGCAUUUAUACUGAUCCUGUAUCCCUGCCGUGUGCCCAUAACUUCUGCCGGGGCUGUAUUGGGAGGGUGCUGGGCACCCAGGAGGGAUCUGGGCCUUAUUCCUGCCCUGAAUGCAGACAGGAGUUUAAGGAGCGCCCUGCCCUGCCCAGGAACAGAACUCUGGGGAACAUAGCAGAGCGAUUCCUUUCUGCUCAGCCCGAGCCGGGGGACACUGGGAUUCCCUGCACCUACUGUGACUCCCAUGUACCUGCUGUUAACUCCUGUCUCCUGUGUGAGGCUUCUCUGUGUAAUAAGCACCUGAGGAUGCACAGCAAGUCAGCAGAACAUGUACUGACCCAACCCACUGAUUCCUUCAUGGAGAGAAAAUGUUCUGUACAUCACAAGGUUCUGGAGUAUUACUGCUGUAAGGAGUCUGUCUGUGUCUGUGUGUCCUGCUGUCUGGCCGGAGAGCACAGGGGCCACAGGGUGGAGCUGCUGAGUGAGGCCUCUGAGAAGAAGAAAGAGACACUGAGGAAAGUUCUGAAGAAACUGAGGCCAGAGAGAGAGGAGACUGAGAGAGGAGCCCAGAGACUGCAGGAGCGCAGGAGAGAAGUGGCAGAAAAAGCAGCCGGUGAGACAGAGAGAGUCACUGCCCUGUUUAGAGACAUCAGGGAACAGCUGGAAGCCCUAGAGAAGCGACUCCUGAGUGACAUCUCCAGCCAGAAAGAGAAGCUCUCACUCACACUCACUGAUCUGAUGGAGCAGCUGGAAAUAAAGAAGGACGAGCUGUCCAGGAAGAUCCGUCACAUUGAGGAGCUGUGCAACAUGGCAGAUCCACUCACUGUCCUACAGGAACGGGAAUCACAUGGAGCUGCAGAUAAUGAGGGGGGCAGAGAGAGACAUGAUAUAAAGGUCCCUGCUGUAGGGGAUCUGGAUGUGGAUCUGAUCUCAGAGACAUUACUCACAGGCUUAGCUGCCAUUGGGACUGGGGUAAAGGGAAGGAUCUAUGGGCAGGAGGCUACAGACCUGUUACUGGAUAUAAACACGGCUCAUAAUCGUGUAUCUGUAUCAGGGGACAGGAAAUCUGCUUCCUACUCACUAACAAAACUACAUUACCCACAAUCCCCAGAGAGAUUUAAGAGUUAUGCUCAGGCUUUAAGCAGCAGGAGUUUCUCCUCAGGGCGACAUUACUGGGAAGUGGAGGUCAGUGAAUCAGGGGUGUGGGGGGUAGGGGUGGCCUAUCCCAGUAUAGAGAGGAGAGGGGGUCAGUCCUGGAUUGGGAAUAAUAAAAAGUCCUGGUGUUUGUACAGAUGGAAUAAUAACAGAUAUUCAGUGGAACAUGACAGUAAAAGGACACAUUUACCCCAUGUCCCUUCCUGCAGGAGAAUCAGGAUCUCAUUGGACUAUGAGGCCGGACGUCUGUCCUUUUAUGAGCUGAGUGAGCCAAUCAGACGCUUACACACCUUCACUGCCACAUUCACUGAGCCCCUUCAUGUUGUAUUUUACCUUAAUGGUGAUGGUACCUGGGUGAGAAUCAUUAAAUAAAUCUCUGCCCAGGGCUGGAGUCAAUGUUUAUAAGAAGCAAAUCUGCUGUGACUCCCCUUACCAGUGAAUGAAAGCCAACUUACCUUUUGAUAGAAGUGUCAGCCUUGAGGAUACACUGAGAUACUGAAUAAACACUGAUCAGUUCAGCCCUACUAAGUGUAUUUCUCUUAUCUGUUCCAUUACGUGUACUACAGGCAAGAUGUAUCAGGCCCUCGGGAAACGUUUCCUACUCCCAGUUUACGUUUAGAAGCUGCACAGAAAUUUAAGGGAAAGUACAAACUGCUAAAGGUACAGGAUACUGAAUUGUGACUUGUGUAACUGUGUAUGUAGAUUGCUAUAGGAUUCUGUAUAUUGUUGGCUGGCAAUUGAGCUUCUAUUUACACAUGUUCACUUCUUAUUACAAGGGCAGCUGAGACAAGCAAAGAGGUGUAAGUAACUAACUGACUGGCACAUCAGCUAUGGGCAGGUUGGGGUUUCGGCUCCUCUCACCACUGUGUAUAUCGAUAAAUAACGUGAAUUGAGUGACUUUUCACUUAUCUUGUGACUGUGUGACUGUAUUUGCUGCAAGAGUAUAAAUAUUGUUUUUAAUCCAUUUAAUAAUGUGUUUGUAUAUCUUUAUUGUGAUUAAUAAUAAAUUCUGAUUAUAUUU